ACAUACGCACCACAGAUCCACCGACACACAUCACCAUUGCUUGCUUGCUUUGCCGUUCACGACUCUGUCUUCAAGAUGUCUGCCUGGUGUCUGUUGCUUAUUGCUGCGGUCUUCCCGCUCGUCGCCGUCGCAACGUCGCCCUACCUGGAAUGUGACGCUGCCCAUGGGACGGUCUUAGAUGUCCGAGUGAGCGACUGUUCCGCCGAGGGACCGUGUAUUUUGACCAGGAAUCAAAAUGUUUCAAUUGAAGUGGAUUUUGCACCGAAUGUCAACGUCAGCUCCCUAACUGACAAGAUAAAAGGGAUCAUCAUUGGGAUCCCUAUACCGUUUCCAACGUCACAACCGGAUGCUUGCACAGGGAAAGGUUUAACCUGUCCCCUACUGCAAGGACGAAACUACACUUACCGCAGUGUCAUGUUUGUCCGCGACACAUAUCCAAGAAUCCGGCUGAUAGUAGAAUGGGCCGUCGUCGAUACAGAUAACACACCUGUUUUUUGUAUUAAAAUUCCCGCCCUUAUACAAUAAGUGAAAGAGAGAAAGAGAGAGAGAGAGAGACGCUGUUGUUAGCAGAACCCAGAGAACAAAAAAAAAAAAAAAACAACAACAACAACAACAACAACAAUAGUCAAGACGAAGAGC
Molecule: messenger RNA, 639 nt
Organism: Octopus sinensis (East Asian common octopus)
Lineage: Eukaryota; Metazoa; Mollusca; Cephalopoda; Octopoda; Octopodidae
Product: NPC intracellular cholesterol transporter 2-like
Exons: 4
Coding region: 76-525 (149 amino acids)
Biological process (GO): sterol transport
Molecular function (GO): sterol binding
Source: RefSeq, a predicted model, not a curated record